AUGACGAAAAUAGUUGUGGCCAAUGAAAUAGAGGUGAUCGAGCGACUUACAACCGAAAUUUCGAAAUGCGCGAAACGAGCAAUUGUUGAAAGCGGCGUCUUUCGCGUUGGACUCUCAGGUGGUUCCGUGUUAAAUUUCCUAAGCAAAGCAAUUCCACGUAUUCAAACUGACUUGAGUAAAUGGAAAUUUUUCUUCUGUGACGAGCGAUAUGUUGACGAAACAGAUCCGGAAUCAACUUAUGGCACUUAUAAAAUUAAACUGGUGCCACAAACAGAACUACAGUUACAUCAAUUUGAACCAAUUAACGUGAAUUUGCCACUGGCAGAAUGCGCCGCUGACUAUGAGAAAAAAAUAAGAGCAGAGUUCGGUGCAAGCGUUGGUUCAAUACCUGAGUUUGAUUUGUUACUUCUGGGGAUGGGGCCUGAUGGUCAUACCUGCUCGUUAUUUCCCAAACACGCUCUACUCGAUGAGAAAACGCUAUUGAUAGCACCCAUUGCCGAUUCACCUAAACUGCCGCCACAGAGGGUCACGAUGACCUUGCCGCUUAUCAACAAUGCCAAGUGUUGUAUAUUUGCUAUGUGCGGUACAAGCAAAGCAGAAAUGGUUAAACGUGUGUUCGUUGAUCUGGAGAAUUUACCAGCUGGAAAAGUUUCGCCUAAAAAUGGUGAACUACUGCUCAUACUUGAUGCUGAAGCUGGCAAGUAUUUACAAAAAUAAAUCCACUUUCAAAGAUAUGGAAAUCAUAGGCUACAUCUGUACAUAUCUCCAUAAUUUCUGAAUAGUUUUUGGUGCUUUUAAUAUUAUUAAAUGUAAUAAAUAUUA
This is a messenger RNA of Bactrocera tryoni, 822 nucleotides long. Its product is annotated as probable 6-phosphogluconolactonase. Lineage: Eukaryota; Metazoa; Arthropoda; Insecta; Diptera; Tephritidae. The transcript is spliced from 3 exons. The record is from RefSeq and is a predicted model, not a curated record. Gene Ontology annotation, molecular function: 6-phosphogluconolactonase activity. Bases 1 to 717 code for a protein of 238 amino acids. Gene Ontology annotation, biological process: carbohydrate metabolic process; pentose-phosphate shunt.